This is a messenger RNA of Galendromus occidentalis (western predatory mite), 1271 nucleotides long. Its product is annotated as ubiquitin-conjugating enzyme E2 J1. The transcript is spliced from 8 exons. The coding region runs from base 289 to 1191 and encodes 300 amino acids. The record is from RefSeq and is a predicted model, not a curated record. Lineage: Eukaryota; Metazoa; Arthropoda; Arachnida; Mesostigmata; Phytoseiidae.
AACAUCGCAUCGCACGGUCGUCCCUUGCGGUGAGUGUGUGCGACGGUCCGCCUGUAGAACUUCUCACUCUCACACAAGUAGAUUCAGCUGGAACACCCAUCAAUCUGUCGGAGGCCUGGGAUCGCUAUCCCAUUCUAUGGGAUCGCUGUAUCUUCUCGUCUGAUUGAGCAAUUGUCGGCAUCAAAAAUUUCGGGCGCUAUCAGAAUCCAUAGACGUUGAUGUGAAGCACACGUCAUCUCUUAGUCGUAGAACUGUACGGGAACGAGAGGAACUUGACGAAGAAAAUUAAUGGCGCAGUACAAUCAGAGAAAUCCAGCCGUCAAACGAUUGAUGAAAGAAGCUCAAGAAUUGCGAGAGCCGACAGAGGACUACUUCGCACAGCCUUUGGAGGAUAAUCUUUUCGAAUGGCAUUUCACGGUCCGGGGCCCACCUGAUUCGGAUUACGAUGGCGGCAUAUAUCACGGUCGCAUCUUGCUCCCUUCAGAGUAUCCCAUGAAGCCUCCAAACAUUAUAAUCAUGACGCCCAACGGUCGAUUCGAAACGAAUAAGAAAAUUUGUCUCUCGAUCUCUGGACAUCACCCUGAAACAUGGCAGCCGUCGUGGUCCCUGAGAACCGCCAUGUUAGCUCUCAUCGGUUUCAUGCCAACUCAGGGCGAAGGUGCGAUCGGUAGUUUGGACUGUCCGUCGGAUGAGAGGAAGAAGAUGGCGCGGAAAAGCUGUUCUUUCAAAUGCUCGCAUUGUGGACCUACAAAAAAUCUUCUCAAGGAACAGAGCAAGUCCGGUCCAUCGAAGACGAACGAAGAAGCCCGUCAACUAGCUUCACAAAUGUCGUUCACGUCUGAAGGGGCGAAACAAGGCGACUCACAUGCCCUCGAGCAACGAUUCGUUCCUGCGGAGGAAGCACAAGAAGAUGCUCAUGCAGGAGAUGAGCCUGACGCCAGACCGACGGAGCCCGCCGAGACGGAGGUUCGAUGUCGAAUGCCCGCUCCAAGCACGGGUUCGGUAGCCCACGACCAACAACCCCAAGUGACUCCGUCAGCAGGCGUGACUACGCCGAGAGCCACACCGACGACAAUUACAACCGCUCAAGCGCCUAGCGAGAAUCAAUUGUUGAUAAGUGUUUUCAUGUUCAUAUGUGCGGCAGUGUUUCUCUCCCUCUUCGUGCGGCGAGCUUGUUUUCUACUGUUCUGAAGGUCGACGGACCUCGUAACCGCCCGCCCCUAUUUUAGCUGUAUAAGUCCGCCGGAAGGCGAAGCGAAACUGAGCGUGUC